Australozyma saopauloensis is the source of this 1344-nucleotide messenger RNA. It is a transcript of the gene CCN1, whose product is annotated as Ccn1p. The transcript has a single exon. The coding region runs from base 1 to 1344 and encodes 447 amino acids. Gene Ontology annotation, cellular component: spindle pole body; cytoplasm; nucleus. Gene Ontology annotation, biological process: regulation of cyclin-dependent protein serine/threonine kinase activity; mitotic cell cycle phase transition. The record is from RefSeq and is a predicted model, not a curated record. Gene Ontology annotation, molecular function: cyclin-dependent protein serine/threonine kinase regulator activity. NCBI's taxonomy places the organism in Eukaryota, Fungi, Ascomycota, Pichiomycetes, Serinales, Metschnikowiaceae.
AUGUCCAGACUCUAUGGCCCCCCUCAAGUGAAAGCUAAGCCCUAUUCCAAUGUGCUCGAAAUCCUCGAGUCCCAAGCAAACAAAAAGCUCAUAUCAGAGUACUCGACCGAGUUGGAGACGUACAUUGCUCGUCUAGAACUCGUGCUGAAACCAAAUCCUCUGAUGAUUGACUUGCAACCCGAGAUCCAAUGGUUCAUGAGGCCAUAUCUCUUAGAUUUCUUGAUCGAAUUGCACACCCUGUUCCGUUUACAGCCGUCUACAUUCUUUCUUUGCAUCAAUAUCAUCGACCGUUAUUGUGCUAAGCGUGUUGUAUUCAAGCGUCACUAUCAAUUGGUCGGAUGCACAGCUCUCUGGAUUGCAGGCAAAUACGAAGACAAGAAGCUGAGAGUCCCUACUUUGAGAGAGCUUGCUGUCAUGUGCCGUCUGGCCUUCGAUGAGGAAAUGUUCGUUCAAAUGGAAAUGCACAUCCUAGCUACUAUCGAGUGGCUGUUGGGUCAUCCAACCUUGGAAGAUCGCAUGCAAUUUGCAAUUAACGAGGCUGGAGUUUUCGCCAACGUUACUCCUACAAAAUAUUCCCGUCCGGUGGCUAGCACCGCAGCACAGAAAAUGUCUGCUGUCGCCGCAGUUGGACGCUUCUUUUGCGAGCUCUCAUUGUAUGAUCGUUUCUUUAUGACUAUACCUACUUCUUUGAUUGCAUUCACCGCUACCAUCAUGGCUGUCAAUAUGCUUGACAUCCCUGCAACACAAUCGUUUGUGCAAGAUCUCUUGGCCUCGAUUCUGAACCACGAACUUCAACACAGCCUGCCGGCAGGCGAGGAUGGAGAAAACCAGCCUCCUCUGAGAGGUUCCCCUAGGCUCGGUGGUCUCAAUGAUCUUGACGAACAAACCCUCCUCUCUGCAAAGAAAGUCGCAAUCGCUCUUUUAUUGCGUACUUCGACCCUCUCUGAGGUAUUAAAUCGCAAGUAUGCAAGAUUAGGAGUCAUCCCAGUGGUUUUGAACUUCACUAAUACCCACCCUCGUAUCUCGGAAACCAUCUACCAAAGAGGUGGAUGUGUUGUUGACGAGGACUUGGAGCAAUUGCCCUCUGACUUAAACUUCGCCGCUGAUGUUUUGUUGAACCUCGCUCCAAGAAAGGAUUCUGCUUUCUCUGAAAACUCAGUCUUACCUCCAACUCCUCCACUGGCAACUUCCCAAGUUCUGAUAUUCUCCAACAUGGGAAGCUCCGCUUGUGCAUCCCCUGCCCUUCGCUCAGACACAAAUUCAAUCCCUGCAUACUCUCCGGUCAACAACGAGUGUUCGCUGAAUUGGCAACUGCCUGUUCCAAUGUCAAAGAUCGUACAAUAA